UGAGGCCCUGUCACGAAAACAAACAAACAAAUAAAUAAAUAUUUACUAAUUAUGUAACUUGGCACAAAUAACCUAACUUCUCCAUGCCCUUGUUUCCUCUUCUAUAAAACACAGGUGAUGAUUCACCCCUUGCCUAUUCUAUAAGGCUCAGAUGAGAUGCCAUGUGUCCAAUUUACUUCUAGCCCUAAAGUAGGUAUAAAUGUGAGUGACAGUAGUCAGCUGCCUGUUUUACAGCAUACCUGCAGCUACUCAGCUCUGAUUGACUUCAGUAAGAUAUACUUCAGGCUGUGGUCUAAUGGCUGGGAUGUGGCACUGGCUUCAGUAAGAUAUGUGACCUGGAUAGACAGUCUUGAUUUCCAAGACAUCUUACAUGAUUUACAAUCAAUAAAGACAAGAGCAAAGAUGUGUCCCCAAAAGAGGGAUUUUCAGAUUCCAGGAAAGACCCAAUGGAGUCCGCUAAGUGGUUAACGUGAACAAGUGAAUACUAAGGAAACCCAAGAUGAAGAUUGAACAGAAUCUUAAAAUGUCUGAGCUGGAAAGGGCCUUAUUAAUUGCCUUUUCACUUCAGAAAUGAAUAAAUCAUGAAAACUGAUAAAUAGCAUUUACUACACUCUCCCUUUGUCCUAGGCACGAUUACAUAUGUUAAAUUAUUUAUGUCUUACAUCUCAGAGAGGGGUACUGUUCCAACUUUACAGAAGGAUAAAAUCAAAACUAAUGCUCAGUAAAGUGCAAAGAACAAGAAUAGCAACAAAAAUAACUAUUUAUUCCAACAUGGGUUCUUUGCAUACAUUUAUUUCUUCAAUAAUAUUUAUUAAGAAGUAACUAAAUCCAAGAAUUAUUUUAGAUACUGAACAGGAGAGAACAAAAUCUCUACUUUGAUGGAACUUCCAUUCUGUGGGGAAGAGAUUGACAAUAAGCAAUUAAAUAAAUAAGAACUCAGCAGUAGGCCUUGCCUCAGAUCCAAGGUCACUCGGAAGAGGCCAUGUCUACCCUCAAUGACACUCAUGGAGGAAAUGCUGAGAGAAGCAUUCAGAUGCAUGACACAAGGUAAGAUUGCCAAAAAUCUUGUUCUUGCUCUCCUCACUUUGUUAUUUGUUUUAUUUUUAGGAGUUUUGAGAGCAAAAUGACAACACCCAGAAAUUCAGUAAACGGGACUUUCCCGGCAGAGCCAAUGAAAGGCCCUAUUGCUAUGCAACCUGGUCCAAAACCACUCUUCAGGAAGAUGUCUUCACUGGUGGGCCCCACGCAAAGCUUCUUCAUGAGGGAAUCUAAGGCUUUGGGGGCUGUCCAGAUUAUGAAUGGACUCUUCCACAUUGCCCUGGGGGGUCUUCUGAUGAUCCCAGCAGGGAUCUAUGCACCCAUCUGUGUGACUGUGUGGUACCCUCUCUGGGGAGGCAUUAUGUAUAUUAUUUCCGGAUCACUCCUGGCAGCAACGGAGAAAAACUCCAGGAAGUGUUUGGUCAAAGGAAAAAUGAUAAUGAAUUCAUUGAGCCUAUUUGCUGCCAUUUCUGGAAUGAUUCUUUCAAUCAUGGACAUACUUAAUAUUAAAAUUUCCCAUUUUUUAAAAAUGGAGAGUCUGAAUUUUAUUAGAGCUCACACACCAUAUAUUAACAUAUACAACUGUGAACCAGCUAAUCCCUCUGAGAAAAACUCUCCAUCUACCCAAUACUGUUACACCAUACAAUCUCUGUUCUUGGGCAUUUUGUCAGUGAUGCUGAUCUUUGCCUUCUUCCAGGAACUUGUAAUAGCUGGCAUCGUUGAGAAUGAAUGGAAAAGAACGUGCUCCAGACCCAAAUCUAACAUAGUUCUCCUGUCAGCUGAAGAAAAAAAAGAACAGACCAUUGAAAUAAAAGAAGAAGCGGUUGGGCUAACUGAAACCUCUUCCCAACCAAAGAAUGAAGAAGAUAUUGAAAUUAUUCCAAUCCAAGAAGAGGAAGAAGAAGAAACAGAGACGAACUUUCCAGAACCCCCCCAAGAUCAGGAAUCCUCACCAAUAGAAAAUGACAGCUCUCCUUAAGUGAUUUCUUCUAUUUUCUGUUUCCUUUUUUAAACAUUAGUGUUCAUAGCUUCCAAGAGACAUGCUGACUUUCAUUUCUUGAGGUACUCUGCACAUACGCAACACAUCUCUAUCUGGCCUUUGCAUGGAGUGACCAUAGAUAGCUCCUUCUCUCUUACAUUGAAUGUAGAGAAUAUAGCCGUUGUAGCAGCUUGUGUUGUCAUGAUUCUUCUUUUAAGCAACUUUCUUACAUUGAAGAAAGGCAGAAUGAGUGCUUCAGAAUGUGAUUUCCUACUAACCUGUUCCUUGGAUAGGCUUUUUAGUAUAGUAUUUUUUUUUCAUUUUCUCCAUCAGCAACCAGGGAGACUGCACCUGAUGGAAAAGAUAUAUGACUGCUUCAUGACAUUCCUAAACUAUCUUUUUUUUUUCCACAUCUACGUUUUUGGUGGAGUCCCUUUUGCAUCACUGUUUUAAGGACGAUUUAAAAAAUAACAACUAGGGACAAUAUAGAACCCAUUCCAUUUAUCUUUCUACAGGGCUGACAUUGUGGCACAUUCUUAGAGUUACCACACCCCAUGAGGGAAGCUCUAAAUGGCCAACACCCAUCUGUUUUUUGUAAAAACAGCAUAGCUUAUACAUGGACAUGUCUCUGCCUUAACUUUUCCUAACUCCCACUCUAGGCUAUUGUUUGCAUGUCUACCUACUUUUAGCCUUUAUGCAAGAAAAGAAAAAAAUGACCAUAGAAAAUGCCACAAUGAGGUGCCCAAAUUUCAAAUAAUAAUCAACAUUUAGUUGUAUUUAUAAUUUCCAGAUGACAAAGUAUUUUAUCAAAUAACUUCAUUUGAUGUUCCAUGAUCAAGAAAGAAUCCCUAUCUCUAUUUUACAAGUAAUUCAAGGAGGCCCAAUAACUUGUAAACAAGAAAAGGUAACUUGUCAACAGUCAUAACUAAUAAUUGUGAGAGCCUUGUUUCAUAACCAGGUCUUCUUAUUCAAAUCCUGUGAUGCUUGAAAUAACCAAAUUGUCUCUCCAAUGUCUGCAUAAACUGUGAGCGCCAAGUCAACAGCUUUUAUCAAGAAUUUACUCUCUGACCAGCACUAAACAAGCACUGAGAGACACAGAGAGUCAGAAUCAGAUUUUACCCAUGGGGAUAAAGACUCAGACUUUCACCACAUUUGGAAAACUACUUGCAUCAUAAAUAUAUAAUAACUGGUAGUUUAUAUAAAGCAGACAUUAAGUGCUAUAGACAUUCUCAGAAUAUCAUACUUGGAAACAAUGUAAUUAAAAUGCCAAAUCUGAAUCAAUAGCUUCCCUACUUUUCAUUUCAGAUAUACUAGUACCUUACCUAGAGAUAAUGUUAACCUAGGGUGAAGUCACUAUAAUCUGUAGUCUAUUAUUUGGGCAUUUGCUACAUGAUGAGUGCUGCCAGAUUGUGGCAGGUAAAGAGACAAUGUAAUUUGCACUCCCUAUGGUAUUUCUACAUUUUUAGCGACCACUAGUGGAAGACAUUCCCCAAAAUUAGAAAAAAAUAAGAUAGAACAUUUCUGUCUAUGUAAAGUUCUCAAAAUUUGUUCUAAAUUAAUAAAACUAUCUUUGUGUUCUUUUCUGCAGCAGAUGAUUUCAACAUGGGUGUUUGUCCAUUCUUCUUUACUCUUGAAACAUUAGACCAUGGGAGGCUCUUACAGCCUUGAGUUGAUAUUUAUAUAACCCCAAUCUAGGUUUGAACUGUGAGGUGUCAGGUCAUCAAAUAUUCAUGCCUAUAUAGUCUUACACAGGUUCUCAAAAAAAAUGUUCAUGGGAUAGAUCAUUGAUAAUGGAUUCCUUAUUCUCAGAACUCCAGACGACUGAAAUAUAUGAGAGAAGAAGGAAAAGGACAUGGUAGGGGCAGGCCUGAGAAAAAAAUGAAAGUCAGAAAUCUUUAAAAAAAUACAAGAUCUUAUUUCUAUCUUAUUUUUUCUCCUCUUCUGAAACAUAUAUGAGGAUUCCUCUCCAAACCCAUGGUUUCUCUAAGAAUUUUCAGUCAUUUGUAUGACCUCAAAUAAUUAGUUUUAGCUGACCUCACGUAACUCCUUAUAAUAGGAGACAUCUUUAAUGUCUGCUAUUAAAGAAGAAUGAAAAUUCUUAUGACCUUCUCCCCGAUUAUCCCUUUGGCAAUAUAGAGUCAAAUAAUAACAUUGGCCAAUAGUAAACAUGCUUUGCCAAGAAGUGGAAGAUUAUUCUCUAGCCUUAGUUUUUCCUCCCAAUUUGCGUUUUUGUAAAAAUAAUGUUGUAUCCACAAAGGAAAUAAACUUUAAAAACCCAAUUGCACUCAUUGA
Pongo pygmaeus (Bornean orangutan) is the source of this 4309-nucleotide messenger RNA. It is a transcript of the gene MS4A1, whose product is annotated as membrane spanning 4-domains A1. Gene Ontology annotation, biological process: cell surface receptor signaling pathway. The coding region runs from base 1124 to 2017 and encodes 297 amino acids. Gene Ontology annotation, cellular component: external side of plasma membrane; plasma membrane. The record is from RefSeq and is a predicted model, not a curated record. NCBI's taxonomy places the organism in Eukaryota, Metazoa, Chordata, Mammalia, Primates, Hominidae. The transcript is spliced from 7 exons.